Molecule: messenger RNA, 601 nt
Organism: Lethenteron reissneri (Far Eastern brook lamprey)
Lineage: Eukaryota; Metazoa; Chordata; Hyperoartia; Petromyzontiformes; Petromyzontidae
Product: neuropeptide Y
Biological process (GO): feeding behavior; neuropeptide signaling pathway
Cellular component (GO): extracellular region
Molecular function (GO): neuropeptide Y receptor binding; neuropeptide hormone activity
Source: RefSeq, a predicted model, not a curated record
GCACCUAUGAAGGCCGGAACAGCACACGAUGGGCAUGGGUGGCCAGCACCACGCCCGGCCGCCUUCUGUCUCCCUGGAAGAAUUGUUUACACACCGCACCAGGGAUGAUGAGUUGCUUUGCCGGAACGCGGGGCUCCGCUCGCGUGUGGCUCUGCGCGGUCGCUCUGUGCCUGCUGGCGAGCGCGUGUGCUCGUGGCGCGGCCGCCUUCCCCAACAAGCCCGACAGCCCCGGGGAGGACGCCCCCGCGGAGGAUCUGGCCCGGUACCUGUCUGCCGUGCGCCACUACAUCAACCUCAUCACCCGGCAACGGUAUGGAAAGAGGGCACUGACCGAGCCCUACGUCCCAGAGUUUAUAUUUCAAGAAAAUCGUGGUGAUAGGAGCAGCAACCCAAGAUUUGACAGCGUGACCAUGUGGUGAUUUGGUUAGAAUUGAAGAUGCCCGUCAACUUUUCAUCCACCUCCCCUCUCCUCCUCCUACCCAUCGAGCCCCCCAAACCCCACCCCUCCAUUCACACCCUCCCCCCCCCCCAUUCCUCCUCACCCCUCCCCAGCCCCCCACCCCCCAAUCCACUGCACCUCCCAAUUGACCCCCAACCCCCC